Acanthoscelides obtectus is the source of this 429-nucleotide messenger RNA. The record is from the annotation of a GenBank genome assembly. Lineage: Eukaryota; Metazoa; Arthropoda; Insecta; Coleoptera; Chrysomelidae.
AUGUCAAAUGCCCAACAAACCCUAGCCAUACUUAAACCUCACAUAGUGAAGAACCCAUUUUCACUUAACCAAGUUAAAAACAUAAUUUUGAAAUCGAAUUUCGAAAUUGUAUGUUUGAAGAGAAAGAUAAUCAGCAUAAAAGAAGCAGAAUCAUUCUACAGUGAACACAAAGGACAAUUUUUUUAUAAUAGGUUGGUUAGCUUCAUGACCAGUGGCCCAAGUGAGUUGAUGGUAUUAGCUAGGGAGAAUGCUAUACAAGAAUGGCGGCUAUUGAUGGGACCAACAAAAGUAUUUAGAGCACAAUUUGAAAAUCCAUGUAGUUUAAGAGGGCAGUUUGGACUAUCAGAUACUAGGAAUGCCACACAUGGAUCUGAUUCGCCAGAAUCUGCAGUUAAGGAAAUACAACUAUUUUUCCCAGAAUUCAGCUAG